AAUCACAAUUUUAUAAGAUGAAAGUUAUUAUCCCGAAAUAAUUAUACUACUAAUGUUUUCCUCCCCCCACCCCGACCACCCAACCCACGCCCACCCCCCCCAAAAAAAAAAAAAAAAAGGAGAAGAGAGAGAACACAAUAGUGUUUUGGAAAAAUCCCUCUUUUUACCUCACGCCUCCAUUCUUUCUUAAAAAAUCCUCACACAAACACAACAAUCUUUGCUUCUAACUGUUAAAAUUAACCUUAAAUCUCAUACAAUAAAGGGACAUUCUUUCUUGGUUUUGAAUUUUUUGUCAAAUUCAGAGGAAAUGGUAAAGUUGCUGUCAUGUGACCAGGAGGUCACGAGUUCAAGCCUUGGAAACAACCUCUGGCAGAAACGCAAGUAAUUAUUUAAUAUGGAAACUGAGUUCAUGGAAUUCUGAGAUAAUGUAGUGGUGAGAAGGAUCCAUGCCAUAGGUCUUAUUCAACUGCGGAAGAGCGUGUAGUUUCAGCUGAAGAUACAGACAGAAUGUAUGGUAGAACAGGGCUUGAUCGAUUUAAGAAAGCUCAGUCAUUGGAGCCAUUUCAAGUGUCUGCAAAUUCAGCUGCUAAACCAGCAUUGCAGCCUGCUAAAUCGGUCAACCAUUCUUCCACGCCAUAUGCACAAUCCACAACAUCUAAUCAACAUACUCAAUACGUAAAUCCACAACCUGCUUUGCAGAAAUCCGCCGCGGCAGAUGCAACCACUUCUACAGCGCCAACUCAUCAUGUCACUCACGGAGGGGGACAAUCAACUUGGCAGCCUCCUGAUUGGGCUAUUGAGCCACGCCCAGGUGUUUAUUAUCUUGAGGUAAUCAAGGACGGGGAGGUACUUGAUCGAAUUAAUUUGGAUAAGCGAAGGCAUAUCUUUGGACGACAGUUUCACACUUGUGAUUUUGUCCUUGAUCAUCAGUCAGUAUCACGCCAGCACGCUGCUGUGGUUCCUCACAAAAAUGGAAGCAUUUAUGUGAUUGAUUUAGGAUCUGCACAUGGAACAUUUGUUGCAAAUGAGAGGCUGACAAAGGAUUCCCCUGUCGAGCUCGAGACUGGACAAUCUUUGAAGUUUGCUGCAUCAACAAGGACUUACAUCAUGAGAAAGAACAAUGAAGCUCUCUUUCCUCCUUCACGACAAGUUGCAGAAAUAGAUCUACCGCCAGCUCCAGAUCCUUCAGACGAGGAAGCUGUUUUGGCUUAUAACACUUUUUUAAACCGCUAUGGGCUUACUAGCCGUGAUUCGUUGUCAAAAUCAACGGUUUCAACAAGUGGGAAGGACGGCAAUCAUUCAUCUGAGAGGCCAACUAAAAGAAUAAGGAGGAGAAGUGUCUCGUUUAAAGAUCAGGUUGGUGGAGAGCUAGUUGAAGUUGUUGGUAUUUCGGAUGGAGUAGAUGUAGACACAGAACCUGGUCCUGUAGGUGUGAAAGAAGGAAGUCUUGUCGGAAAAUAUGAGUCACUCGUAGAAAUUACAGUGAUACCGAAAGGGAAAGAACAGUCCUCCGUGAAAGAUGUCAACGUAUCCCAAACAGGCGUAACCGACAAACUUAAACAGGUAUUGAACAAGUUGAAGAAUCCACCAAAGGGUGGAAUUUACGACGAUCUUUAUGGGGAAUCAAUUCCCGGUAAAGUAGGAUCGUGGGCAUAUUCUGGUACCGAUCAGGCUGCUUCCACUAACGAUACUGAAGGACCCUCCCCUGGAAGUAUCUCAAGCAAUGUAGAAGACGAUACUGAUGAUUUGUUCGGAUAGAAAAUGCAUCGCUCGCUUUUGAAUUCGGCCUCAACCCACUGUCUACCGGCGAUGAGUUCAGUCGUUAGAGGUGCCACCACGAGGCGUCUCGAGUAGAUUAAGUUAUGUUAGUCUUUGUAUUCUGUGACAUUGUUCACCAUCGAGGAUUCAAUUUUUGAACUCAAAUCUUUAAAUUGUCAAGACACUGAAUCUGUGACUUUAGAUCAAUGGGUAAAAAAAAGUUUUAUGUUGUC
Capsicum annuum is the source of this 1991-nucleotide messenger RNA. Its product is annotated as protein phosphatase 1 regulatory inhibitor subunit PPP1R8 homolog. The coding region runs from base 508 to 1758 and encodes 416 amino acids. The record is from RefSeq and is a predicted model, not a curated record. Gene Ontology annotation, molecular function: mRNA binding; protein binding. NCBI's taxonomy places the organism in Eukaryota, Viridiplantae, Streptophyta, Magnoliopsida, Solanales, Solanaceae. The transcript is spliced from 4 exons.